Musca vetustissima is the source of this 2088-nucleotide messenger RNA. RefSeq names its product endothelin-converting enzyme 2-like. The transcript has a single exon. The record is from RefSeq and is a predicted model, not a curated record. Gene Ontology annotation, molecular function: metalloendopeptidase activity. Gene Ontology annotation, biological process: protein processing. Gene Ontology annotation, cellular component: plasma membrane. Bases 1 to 2088 code for a protein of 695 amino acids. NCBI's taxonomy places the organism in Eukaryota, Metazoa, Arthropoda, Insecta, Diptera, Muscidae.
AUGUUGGAAAUUUUAUGGAAAUAUUUAUUCGUCUACAUAUUAUCGUGUUAUGCCAUACAAGGAUCACCGAUUACUUCAACAUUCAAUGAAAACGAAAAAUUCGAUCUAAAAACCAAUUUACGUUUAAAUAAAAUUAAUGAAAUCAAAAGUUACUUAAAUGAUUCCGUGGAUCCUUGUGACAAUUUCUAUGAAUUUGCGUGUGGAAAUUAUGCAGUGGCAACGGAAAAUAAUUCCAUCGAUGGUACAAUGCUUAAUGUUAAUUUGCUAAUGGGCAAAUAUGAUGAGUUAUUGAGAAAACUGCUGGAGCAGGAAGCAGAGGGAGAGAACGACAAUUUGGUGGAUAAACAACUGAAACAAUUCUAUAAAUCCUGUGUUAAUAUGAUGACGAAAAAGGAUAUGUGUAUUAAGCAGCGUAGGGAUUUCAUAAAUAGUGUGGCUAAAAUGCCUGCCAUGUUGCGCGCCAUUUGGCAGGAAAAUGAAUUCGAUUGGUCCAAAACAAUUGCGGAGAUUGCCCAUACAACUGGCGAAUCGAUAAUAUUACGCAUUGGUGUCAUCACUGAUUUCCUGGAUAAUUCCAAGGCCCAAGUGGCCAUAAUGGAACCCGAUUUUGCCAUGCCGGCAAUUAAUCUAUUUAAAGAGGAAAGCUAUGCGGAACAUAAAAUUUAUUAUAUGAUUAAAAUUUCUGCUUUUCUGCAAAAUAUUCUCGGCGUGGAGGAGAACUUGGCCAAUGAAGUGGCUCAAGAAAUUGUGGAGUUUGAAAUUGAGUUGAGUCAGGGGAAAAUCAACAAACAUUUGGGCCUGCAGAACAGUGAAAUUUAUCAGGAACUUAUGAGCUUGGAGGAGCUCAUGGAGAGAUAUAAGGCGGAUUUAAAUAUAUCUUCCUUGUUAGAAAAGGCUUUGGAUUUCCUCCCAUCCCAGCUCUAUGUAAAUCAUCAAUAUUUGGAAAAGGCUCUGAAGGCUAUACAAAAUACUCCCCAACAUGUUGUGGCCAAUUAUAUUUUCUAUAAAUAUUUUAGUACCCUGGAACUGCCGUAUUCCAUAGAUGCCGAAGAUAUGAAACUGAGUUGUGUUUCCAUAACUCAGGAGCGUUUCUAUAAACAAAUGGAUAAUAUGUUCUAUCGCCAUUACAUUCGAGAGGAUAUGAAGCCUGCCGUGGAAUUUAUGUGGCAUGAAUUAAAAUCCGCCUUCGAACAACAAUUGCGAUCUGACAAACUCAAUUGGAUGGCGGAGAGUACACGUGAAUAUGCCCUGCAAAAACUCGAAGCAAUGCGUUUUUCCAUACUCUCCUUUGAGGCGAAUAAUUUUACCGAAGAAUUUUCCCAGCUGCAGCUAAGUGAUGACAACUAUUUGCAGAACAUUUUGGCUUUGCAGAGAUUGAAGGGUAAUCUAACCCGUUCGGCGGUACAUAGCCCACCUCAACCCGAUGAUGAUGGUUAUGCUGCCUCCUAUGUACCCUCCUAUUCACCCAUAGAAAAUUUACUCAAAAUUCCCGUUAGUUUACUUUAUCAAUACCAUCUUUAUGCCUCGGCCUACCCGAAUGCCUUGAAUUUUGGUACCCUUGGAGUUUUCGUGGGCCAUGAGAUGUUACAUGGCUUUGAUGAUGCCGGCAGGAAAUAUGAUGCCCAGGGGAAUAGUCACAAUUGGUGGCAACCCCAUUGCACCAGCGAGUUUCAAAAGCGGACCAAUUGUUUUAUGCAACAAUAUCAUCGCUACACCCUGCAAGAUGGCCACCAGCUACCCAUGAUGAAAUUGCAAGCGGAAAACAUAGCCGAUAAUGGUGGAAUACGGGCUGCAUUCAAUGCCUAUCGGCAAUGGUAUGAAAAGGCGAAGACCUCAGAUCCUCAAGUGGAGAGUAAAGAAAUAUUGACGGGCCUUAAUUAUACCAAUGAACAAUUAUUUUUCAUAGGUUACGGUCAGGCAUGGUGUUCAGCAUAUGAACCCACCUAUUAUUCUACCAUAGAUGCGGUACAUGUCCCUGGGAAAUUUCGAGUAUUGGGACCUUUAUCGAAUUUACAGGAAUUUUCUAAGGCUUUUAAUUGUCCCCUGGGGAGUAAUAUGAAUCCUGCAGAUAAAUGUGAAAUAUAUUAG